AUAGUGAAGAGACUCUUAAUAUUAUUAACAUUGCAUUCAUUCACAAAAUAAAAACACUAUCACUACUACACUAUAAAAAUUUAAGUAUUAUUUAAUACAUUACAACAACAACACCAACAUUAUGAAUGAAUUAUUGGUCGUCGACAACGAUAUCAUUAUAAAUAUAUGGUAGUUAUUGUUGAAGACAUUGGUUGAAGACAAUAGACUUUUGAAGACCACAUUUGUUUGUUUUUUUUGAACUGAAAAUAUUGUUGUCUAAUAAAAACCUAUUGAAUCACAAUUUUGGACGACAUACAAUAUAAACGGUAAUCGUUUGUAUUAUCGACCGACUCUAUCGUUUAAUGGCUAGCACUAGAUGGCCGGUGGCUAUGGAUCUCAUGAGACAUCAUCAUCGCUGCUAUAGUGGGGUCAAUGGUGUCAAUGGUAGUAACGGUGGUGGUGUUGGCAGUAAACAAUUGAAGGUGAGAAAGGUCUGUUGCCUGGACGAGACGGAUAAUAUGCCCCCACCGCCGCCCUCCUCCUCCUCCUCCCGGUCCUAUCGGCUAUAUAUGGGACCCAACAGUCCCAUGCAAAAGGUUCCCUCAAUGAGCGAUCUAUUGGAAGAGAGCAGCAGCUCCUCAAUGGACCUACCGACACAAGUGCCGCCACUAACGCCCGGCACCAACCAAAAGAUGACACAGGCAUUGACGGCCAGCUUUUAUAGUUGGGACAAACAGAGAGAAGCACUCAACAUAACUAAAGAUCCUCGCCAGUGGUCCGAACUUGAUGUCAACGAUUGGCUAGUCUGGGCUAUCCGUGAGUUUUGUCUGGAAGGUGUCAAUACUACCAACUUUAUGUCAAUGAAAGGCAAAGACAUGUGUAACUUAGGAAAGGAGGCUUUCCUAGCCCGGGCGCCCCCUUUUAUGGGCGACAUUCUAUGGGAACACUUGGAUAUACUUCAAAAAGAGGUAGAUAAGGAACGGUCAUCGUCGACGACAUCACUGGAGAACGUACCGUCCAAUUACUACGAGCCCUGUAUGCCUGACUUUAACGAAUUUUUCCAACAAUCGGGCCCCGGCUAUACACUGGCCAACGAACAAAAGGCUACGCCAGUGAUGAACGGUACGGCCAUUAGCAGCAGCGGUGGCGGUCCAUCGUCAUCGGUAACCACUACCACCACCAUAGCCAACAGUCCCUCAACCAAUGGAUCAUUCACUGACGCUCCGUCCUAUCUACACAUUACCGAAUCGAUGCUUACGUUAAACGAUUGUCAUGACGACCUGGCCCUCGGCCACAGUCGCUAUGAGGACAACCACGACGGCUACGGUCUGGACAGUCAGACGACUACCUUUCUGGACGGUUCCGAAUUCUAUCCGACCGCCCAUCUGAUGACCGAAAGUAAAUAUUCGCCACAAUUCACAACAAAUAAAGCUUACAAUAAUAGAGGUCCGAAUAAUCGCCUCUUUGGUCGGUAUCCGACACAUGACAUGAAUGCAAUGGUCGACUACUCGUCACAUCAAUACGAACCGCCACUCCAGACGGUUCCGUCAUCAGUACCGCCGACACCGUCGCCAGAGCAAUGGCCACAGGAAAUGAGUCCGCACAGCAAUAGCGGUACACCAAAUGGUUUAUCGGGUGGUCCGCCACAACACCAUAACCAGCACGUCGGUGGUCAACAACAGCAACAUCACGGCCAACAACAACAACAACAACAACAGUCGCAUCAUAUCACACAUCAUAAUCCGCACACGACAUACACACAGUUACAUCACAUCCGAGACACAAACAAUCAGGCGCUGACACACUUGUCCCAAAUGCAUAGUCCAAGUACUCAACACCACCAUCAACCGCAUCAGACACUAUCAUUGCAUAGCAGUCAGACAACCAUCGAUGGAAAGCCUGUCAUUCAAGCGGCUGUUCUCGCAGUAGGGAGUGGACCGAUACAGUUGUGGCAGUUUUUACUGGAACUGCUGACAGACAAGGCCUGCCAGAGCUUUAUCUCGUGGACGGGUGACGGCUGGGAAUUCAAACUGACCGAUCCCGAUGAGGUGGCCCGUCGAUGGGGUGUCAGGAAAAAUAAACCAAAAAUGAAUUACGAGAAACUAAGUCGAGGACUUCGCUACUAUUAUGACAAAAACAUUAUCCAUAAGACAGCCGGCAAACGAUACGUCUACCGGUUUGUCUGCGACCUCCAGUCCCUACUGGGCUACAGUCCUGAAGAUUUGCACGCAAUGGUUGAUCUCAAACUUGAAAAGAAAGACGACGACUAAAACUAAAAACUUUUUAUUUGUCUGAUUUUAUUUUUUUUUUGGACACACAAUACAAAACAAAACAAAACAAUAUAUUAUAUAUGAUAUCUGAUAAUUGAUAUCAAAUACUAAUAGUUGUUAAUUAUUAUUAUUAUUAUUAAUUGAUAAUUAUAUUA
Molecule: messenger RNA, 2404 nt
Organism: Oppia nitens
Lineage: Eukaryota; Metazoa; Arthropoda; Arachnida; Sarcoptiformes; Oppiidae
Gene: pnt
Product: transforming protein p54/c-ets-1-like
Exons: 10
Coding region: 342-2249 (635 amino acids)
Biological process (GO): cell differentiation; regulation of transcription by RNA polymerase II
Cellular component (GO): nucleus
Molecular function (GO): sequence-specific DNA binding; DNA-binding transcription factor activity, RNA polymerase II-specific
Source: RefSeq, a predicted model, not a curated record